AAUACAUAACUAGUAUUGUACCAAGUCAAGUAUAUUAUAUAAUAUGACAGAGACGUAUAGUCUCCACGGUUAAUACAUUCAGUUUGGAUAUGAUAUGUGUAUCUCAUUCUUAAAAUCAAAAAAUACCGCGAGGAUUUGUAUGUUGACAGUUUCCUAUUUGCCGAAGACGCCGCCUUUGUAGAUACGUCACCGGAAGAGCUUCAGAGUAUGGUAGAAAAAUUUAAUGUGGCUUGCAAACUCUUUUUAUGUCGAUUAAUGUCAAAAAGACAGUCGUAAUGACUCAAGGCUUAAAUCAAGAUCCAACCAUACAGUUGGAUGUUUUGACUCUGGAAAAUGUUGGAAAUUUCUGUUACCUUGGAUCAACCGUGACCAAUAAUCUCUCGCUGGAUGCUGAGAUUAAUUUUCGUAUUGGUAAGGCCUCCACAAUUUUCGGAAGGCUCAGUACUAGAGUAUGGGAUAAUAAACAUCUAAUCAUAAAUACGAAGAUGAUUGUUUAUCAGACAUGUAUUAUAUGUCCAUACUUUUGCACGGUUUUGAAACUUGGACGUCAUAUGCUAAACAGGAACGGAAAUUGAACAACUUCCAUAUGCGCUGUCUUCGAUGCAUUUUAAAUUUCUCGUGGAAGGAUUGAGUCACAAACGAGAAGGUACUUAGCAUCGCACGUUUACCCAGUAUCACCGCAGUCUUGAAACAGAGACGCUUACGGUGGUUGGGGCACGUGCACAGGAUGGAGCCCUCUCGUUUGCCACGUAAGACUCUCCUGAGCGAAGUAGCGCACGCGAAACGACCGGUUGGGCGACUAAUGCUUCGUUUUAAGGAUAGCGCAAAGCGAGAUAUUUUGUCCUUCCGGAUCGAUCCCAUCGACUGGGAAAGGGAGGCUGAAGACCGCGAGCACUGGAGGAAGAUCCUGGGAGAUGGAGUAGUUGCACACGAUGAAGCAUGGCUUAAACUAGGUGAGAACUGAGACACCAGCGCGCUGAUUUCCCACCAUCGUCACCGGGCAUGGCAUUCUCCUGCCCGCUAUGCGGUCGCGGCUGCCGCUCGCGAAUUGGACUUACUAGUCAUUUACGUAAGUGCCGUAAUGUUAUGGGCGCUGUUUAAACCAUCAUUUAAUUGAUGUUAAAGAGGAUUUAUAAGGUUCCCAGGGUCUGAGAAAGAAAAAAACACAAUAAUAAUUAUAUUAAUAAGAUUUGGAGGUGUAAAGGCUCUCCAAGUGUCCAGGACCAGGACGUCUAAAUCAUAGUACAAACUCAGUUUUAUUACCUCCUCUAAAUCACUAACCAUAAAACCGCUGACGCCAUUAAUAUGAUUGUAUUUCACUUUCAACCUCUUCAGUAAAUACAAAAGACAUUUCGACUAUUACAUUGUCCUGAACAACAUUUCACCUGUCUUAUAAACAUGGCUUUUCCCAGAACUUGCGAAAAACCCCACCUCUCACCACGUAAACCAAAUUUCGUUAUGGCAUAUAUUUAUGGCCCAAUCUCGCUUGGCACGACCUUGCCGAAUGUAUACCAAUAACAGUGACGUCAUUUAACAGGCUUUACCCACUAGCUAUCUUAUAGAACACUGUGUCACACUGUGCCAAACGUUAAAUCAAAAAUCCAAAACACAAUCAUUUUAAGCUAUUAGUUGGAAAUCAGUGUGUUCGAUGCGUUACGUCUGACAUACAUUUAAUUUUCUACCUUAUCACAAUCAUCAUAAAGUCUACAUUGCACGCGUCAUAUUAUCACGUAGUUUACUUGAAUAUAGAUUCUAUCCUGGUUUGUUAAGGUUGAAAAUCAAAAUAUAAAAUGGUGUGUCAUUCCCAACCUAAAAAUUCGCUACGUUUCACCUGUGUCGUCUGCUACGUUUCACCCAGUGCUCAGUGGUUUCAAUUUCAGCUGCCCAUUUCGUGCUGUGAAUACUCGAAAUUGAACCGAUUUCUGUAGGUUAUUAAGUUCAUUUUUUAUUUUAGUAAUUUUUAUACGUAAAUAGUGUUACUUCUCUUAACAUGUUUUGAAAUGUUUUGGUUUAGUUCGGGAUUUUGCAGUGCUAAAGCUUGGUUCUUCGUAAGCAAAAAGUUCUUCGUUAUUUGGGUAUUUGAGGUAGGCUAAAAGCCGAACCUAAAGCGAAAAGAGUUGUGAUUUGAAUUCAAGUGCAUAGUAUUAAAAUGGACGCCGGUAUUAUAGUAGCCUUGCUAAGUUUGACAGCCAUCGGGAUGACGGUCGUCUGCCUUUACAUAUGCUUAUGCAUGCAUCCAUAUGAACACAGACAAAAAGGCGUCAACAGAACCCCUCGCGAAAACCAUGAAACCAAUGCAUCGGCACCAGAAGAAGCCAGUCAAUUUCCUUCAAACAUUGGUCAAGAAUUCAACCACCUUUUCACGAACAAUAACCAGAAUAUCCACCUUGUUAACUACAACACGACCACCCUUGCGACUAUAUUUGGUCAAAGGUGCUCCACCAAUACUGAAGAUCUCAACCAAUCUCAUAUUGGCUGGUCGCCUAGAAUCGAUUAUAGUUUCCAUCAGCCUUCUACUAGCUAUGAUGAUGGCUCCUCGUUAGAUAGUUAUAUUAGACCUCCAAGAGUGGAGACCCCGCCACCUAGCUAUUCUGAAGCUACAAGAGGUUACACUACGUUUCAGCAUAACAAUGUAGAAGCCCCUAGUGGGUCAGUAGAUGAUUCAAUAUAUAGAGAUCCUAGAGGUGGUGAUAGAACAAGUUCUGAUGAGGAAAGGAUCAGGGGGGUUUGUACAGGUGAAUGUCAAUGUGGUGGUGCAGAUCAUAUACAACUUACAUUUUGAAAUUGAAAGACAUCUUUAUGAAACAAUAAUAUCACUACAUAUAUUUACUGAAAGACCAAAAAAAACCCUCAAGAACAAUCCAGUUUAUAUGCACGAGUAAGAUAUCCAACGCAGUCUUCGCCGUGUGGCUACAAAUGGAAUGUAGAAUGAAAUCACUAUGCACAGAGCUGUUAACUUUUAUCUCCCGAAGUGAUAUUUGAAUUAAGUAGGUGUAUUUGAGUACACUUCAUAAAUAAAUGUGCCUUUUAUUCUUGUGUGUGUAAAAGAAAAAUAUGUAUAUGAAAUAGUAUGAGAUUGUGUAUGUAAAUUUUGUGUCAAUUGCUUUUAUUUAUAGUUAUACACAACCACCUAUAUUAACUUGGGAUUUACAUACAAAUUGAUGUCAAUUUGAUCUCAUUUUGUUAUUAAAAAACCAACCCACUGAAAAGCACUUAAUAUUU
This is a messenger RNA of Cydia pomonella (codling moth), 3222 nucleotides long. RefSeq lists its product as uncharacterized. Lineage: Eukaryota; Metazoa; Arthropoda; Insecta; Lepidoptera; Tortricidae. The record is from RefSeq and is a predicted model, not a curated record. The transcript is spliced from 2 exons. The coding region runs from base 2150 to 2782 and encodes 210 amino acids.